AUCUCAUAUUGCCAAGGUUACUGUUACUUUUAAUAUAUUUAACAUCUUAUUUGAUUGCUUAUUCGUCAGUCUGUGGUCGAUUUACGUUACGAUCACAAAUAUCCGAAUACUUGAUAAAAUAUACUUUUAAAGCUUACAAUAAGUUUAGGUUAUUAAACUGAGCAUCAUUCACGAAAACAUCUAUAGGAUUUUAUCUAUUUUCUAUUUGUCUUUAAUGUUAAUAAUCAAGUAAUAGUAAAGACAUACUGUUUUCUAGAAGAAAAGGUGGUAAUAAAUUGAAAUAAGAACUUAUUAAAAUGCCGAAAACAUUUUUGAUACGGAAAAAACAGGGAUUAAAAAAUGUAUGGUGCGCACCAGAAGCAGAGGUUUUCGGACAUAUCGAUUACAGGAAUUCGGAUGAAUCUUUUCGGACAGGUUUCCCUGUUACAUUGAACAUUUCUACUCAUGAACUUCCGUCUCCGCUAGCAGCAGACGGACCGGAAAGAGAACCUACGUCAUCAGAACCUGUAUCACGUGACCACAUACGUUCCGCUUUCGAAUAUUGGCCAGCCGUUAAACAACGCCUGCUACAGUCUCCACCGCAUAAUGCGUUUCCCCAGAGACCAAACAUUUUACCAUUUGGCUUUCAGUAUUACCAAACUGACAAAAUUAUACACGCUGAUUUAAACAACAACAGUAAUAACAGGGACAGACUGAUAGCCUCGUCGCCGCCAUUUUCUCCAAACUCUCCAGCUCAAACAAACGCUUUUAUUCCAAGAGACAAAGAUUCGGAUCUCCUUGCAUCUAGUCCUCUGGGUGCAUGCACAACGAAUUUGGAUUCUUUUCUAUGGCAUGCCCAUAACUUUUACAAUAACAAUUAUCCAGGAUUUGAAUACAAUCUAUGUCAACGGCGACUGUCACAAUCUUUACAUCCUUACAAAGUUCCAGAAAAAACAGUCGUCGACUGGCCUUUUGGGUGUUUGAAUAAACUUACAAAAGAUCAUUCAAGCUUAAAAUCUUCACCGACUCUACCAGAAACACAAAAUAAACCACUUAAUGUUCCUAAAUCUCCGCUCGUUACUCCUUCAGCAGCACAAAAUAUCGAGCUGAUUAAUGGCGGGUACGGAAUAAAGAAUCCAUUAUUGUCCCCAGAAUGCAACAUUGUCAAAGACACGCCCACACCGGGAAUAGUAACCAACUGCACUAGCUACAGAGAUACGAAAUUCAGCUGUAAAAUUUGCGGGAAAUGUUUCGAGUUCCCGAAGCUACUACAGCGCCAUCUGAAGACCCACUCUGACGUAAAGCGUUAUUUAUGUACGUUUUGUGGGAAAGGAUUUAACGACACAUUCGACCUGAAGCGACAUACGCGUACACAUACAGGUGUCCGUCCGUACAAGUGUGACAUGUGUGAUAAAGCGUUUACACAACGGUGUUCCUUGGAGUCACAUUGUCGCAAAAUACACAAUGUCGAGUUCCGGUUUGGCUACAAAGAGAGACGCGGGAAAGUGUACGUCUGUGAAGACUGUGGUCACGUGACAAAUGACCCGGAAGAACACUUUGUUCAUAUUAAAGACAGUCACCCUUAUAACCCGACUAUUUUAAGAUGCUACGAUAAAAGACAUUUCAAGUUUAAUGACGAUAAUAUACAGAAAAUUAAAAACAGCUAGCUGUAUGUGUCAACAAUUAUGACAUAUGGUUCGGCCAUGGAAUACUUUGCUCUCUUAUUGUAAAAAAAAUAUGGUGACGAGAGUUACUUUGCAUGCUAAUGGCUUGAUCAAUCAUUUGUAUAAUAUUUAUAUUUCAAAAAUAUAUACAAAAUUUCGA
This is a messenger RNA of Ruditapes philippinarum (Manila clam), 1803 nucleotides long. Its product is annotated as zinc finger protein 121-like. The transcript is spliced from 5 exons. Gene Ontology annotation, biological process: epidermal cell differentiation; regulation of transcription by RNA polymerase II. The record is from RefSeq and is a predicted model, not a curated record. NCBI's taxonomy places the organism in Eukaryota, Metazoa, Mollusca, Bivalvia, Venerida, Veneridae. Gene Ontology annotation, cellular component: nucleus. The coding region runs from base 297 to 1646 and encodes 449 amino acids. Gene Ontology annotation, molecular function: RNA polymerase II cis-regulatory region sequence-specific DNA binding; DNA-binding transcription factor activity, RNA polymerase II-specific.